Molecule: messenger RNA, 391 nt
Organism: Hydractinia symbiolongicarpus
Lineage: Eukaryota; Metazoa; Cnidaria; Hydrozoa; Anthoathecata; Hydractiniidae
Product: splicing factor 3B subunit 5-like
Exons: 1
Coding region: 53-313 (86 amino acids)
Biological process (GO): mRNA splicing, via spliceosome
Cellular component (GO): U2 snRNP; precatalytic spliceosome
Source: RefSeq, a predicted model, not a curated record
UUAAAACUUUUUUAUUUUUUAUCUUUAGGAAAAUAAGAAAUAAAUUUUCAAGAUGGAUCGCUAUAAUAUUCACAGUCAAACGGAGCAUUUACAAUCCAAAUAUGUUGGUACAGGGCACUCCGAUACUACUCGAUUUGAAUGGCUUGUUAAUCAGCACAGAGAUAGUGUUGCAUCGUACAUAGGACAUAACAACUUGUUAGAUUUUUUUGCCAUUGCUGAAAACGAAACCAAAGGAAGAGUGACAUUUAAUUUACUGAAGAAAAUGUUACAGCCUUGUGGAAAGCCCACUGAAAGACCUGAGUGGGAACAGUAAUUUUUAAUAAUGCUGUUAUUUAGAAUUUCAUCUAGACAUUUAUCAAGUAAAAUUUAAUAAAUAAUCUUGCAUCCUAAA